UUGCCCUAAAAAAAAACACAAUAAUGGAUAUCCUAUGGAUUUUAUGGAUACUACCCACAGCACUGGCUCUUGAAGAAACGUUAAUGGAUUCCACUACAGCAACAGCUGAGCUGGGAUGGACGGUAUUUCCUGUAUCUGGCACCAGUGAGAACAGUUGGGAAGAGGUGAGCGGAUACGACGAGAACAUGAACACUAUACGCACCUACCAGGUGUGCAAUGUCUUUGAUGCCAACCAGAACAACUGGGUUCGCACCAAGUACAUCCACCGGCGAGGAGCUCAGCGCAUCCAUGUGGAGAUGAAAUUCUCAGUGCGGGACUGCAGCAGCAUCCCCCGGGUACCAGGCUCCUGCAAGGAGACCUUCAACCUGUACUACUAUGAAUCAGAUGGCGACACCGCUACUAAAUUGUACCCUCCGUGGAUGGAGAACCCAUGGAUCAAGGUGGACACCAUCGCUGCUGAUGAAAGCUUCUCACAGGUGGACUUGGGAGGUCGCGUAAUGAAGAUCAACACAGAGGUACGCAGCUUCGGGCCUGUUUCACGUAACGGUUUCUACUUGGCCUUCCAGGAUUAUGGUGGCUGCAUGUCACUCAUUGCCGUCCGCGUUUUCUACCGUAAAUGCCCACGGGUCAUCAGGAAUGGUGCCAUUUUUCAAGAAACUCUUUCCGGGGCUGAGAGUACGUCUCUGGUUGCAGCGAGGGGAGUGUGCAUCCCCAAUGCUGAGGAAGUUGAUGUACCCAUCAAACUCUACUGUAACGGAGAUGGCGAAUGGAUGGUGCCCAUCGGUCGGUGCAUGUGUAAGGCUGGCCAUGAACCUGUGGACAAUGGCACUGUAUGUCGAGCAUGCCAGUCGGGUUUCUUCAAGCCAGCUCAGGGCGAUGAGGCGUGUCUGCCAUGUCCCAUCAACAGCCGCACCACCAAUGAUGGUGCCACCAACUGUGUGUGCCGCAACAACUACUACCGCACCGACUCGGACCCCAUCCAGAUGCCCUGCACGACCGUACCAUCGGCUCCACAGAAUGUGAUCUCGAAUGUGAAUGAGACGUCACUGAGGCUGGAAUGGAGUCCUCCACGCGAGAGCGGUGGCCGCGGCGAUGUAGUUUACAAUGUGAUCUGUAAGAGCUGCGGUGGCAGAGGCUGUACACGAUGCGGCGACAACGUUCAGUUCACACCACGCCAGCUGGGCCUCACCGACUCAUGGGUCUACAUCAGUGACCUGCUCGCUCACACACAGUACACCUUUGAGGUGCAGGCUGUCAAUGGAGUUUCAGACCAGAGCCCACAUUCACCCCAAUACGUGUCUGUCAAUAUAACAACCAACCAGGCUGCUCCCUCCACAGUUUCUAUAAUUCACCAGGUCAGCCGUACAGUGGACAGCAUUACUCUGUCUUGGUCACAACCGGAUCAACCCAAUGGAGUCAUUCUGGACUAUGAGCUGCAAUAUUAUGAGAAGGAUCAGACUGAGCAUAACUCAUCCAUCGUGAGGAGUCAGACCAACACAGCCAUCAUCCGCGGACUCAAGCCCGGGGGAAUUUAUGUGUUCCAAGUGCGGGCACGUACAGUGGCCGGGUUCGGACGCUACAGUGGCAAGAUGUACUUCCAGACCAUGACCGAGGAGGAAUACAACACCAGCAUACAGGAGAAACUGCCUCUCAUCAUUGGUUCAGCAGCAGCAGGGCUAGUCUUCCUCAUUGCUCUGGUGGUCAUCAUUAUUGUGUGUAACCGGACAGACGAAAGGUGGAAUCAAUCAAGACGUGGCUUUGAGAGAGCAGAUUCGGAAUACACAGACAAGCUGCAGCACUACACCAGCGGUCACAUGUCACCAGGAAUGAAGAUCUACAUCGACCCAUUUACCUACGAAGAUCCCAACGAAGCAGUAAGAGAGUUCGCUAAAGAGAUUGAUAUCUCAUGUGUGAAGAUUGAGCAGGUCAUUGGAGCAGGUGAGUUUGGGGAGGUGUGCAGCGGCAACCUGAAGCUCCCAGGAAAGAGGGAGAUGUUUGUCGCCAUUAAGACACUGAAGUCGGGUUACACAGAGAAACAGAGGCGGGACUUUCUGAGUGAGGCCAGCAUCAUGGGACAGUUUGACCACCCGAAUGUCAUACAUCUGGAAGGAGUAGUGACCAAAAGCAGCCCUGUGAUGAUAAUCACUGAGUUUAUGGAGAACGGCUCACUGGACUCUUUCCUUAGGCAAAACGAUGGGCAGUUCACUGUGAUCCAGCUAGUAGGCAUGCUGCGUGGUAUUGCCUCAGGAAUGAAGUACCUCGCUGAUAUGAAUUACGUGCACCGUGACCUGGCAGCCCGGAACAUCCUAGUUAACAGCAACCUGGUGUGUAAGGUGUCAGACUUUGGGCUCUCGCGCUUCCUGGAGGAUGACACAUCUGACCCCACCUACACCAGUGCUCUGGGUGGGAAAAUCCCCAUUCGCUGGACUGCACCUGAAGCCAUCCAGUACAGGAAAUUCACUUCAGCCAGUGACGUGUGGAGUUACGGCAUCGUCAUGUGGGAGGUGAUGUCUUACGGAGAGAGGCCAUACUGGGACAUGACCAAUCAGGAUGUAAUCAAUGCUAUUGAGCAGGACUACAGGCUGCCUCCACCUAUGGACUGCCCCAGUGCCCUACACCAGCUCAUGCUCGAUUGCUGGCAGAAGGACCGCAAUAAUCGUCCCAAAUUCAGCCAGAUUGUUAACAACCUGGACAAGAUGAUUCGUAACCCCAACAUGCUGAAGGCCAUGACACCUCUUUCUUCAGGUGUACACUUGCCCUUGCUGGACCGCAGCAUGCCUGACUUCUCCAGCUUCAGAAACGUGGACGACUGGCUGGAUGCUAUCAAGAUGGGACAGUACAAGGACAACUUCGCCAACGCUGACUUCACCAGCUUCGAUUUGGUCUCACAGAUGACAAUGGAGGACAUCCUCAGGGUGGGAGUGAUUCUUGCGGGUCACCAAAAGAAGAUCCUCAACAGCGUGCAGAUGAUGAGGGCACAAAUGAACCAGAUCCAGUCGGUGGAGGUUUGACCUUCUGGCCUGAUCCUGCACACAGAGGCAGGAGGGACAAGUGGACAGAUGGUGGUGGAUGUGUGCUGAACCUGAUUUUUCCCUUUAGGCCACCAUUUUUUUCCAAGGAAAUCAUCAACAACACUUCUUCCCCAUCCAUCAGUUGUCACAACUGCCAAAACAAGGAGCAAGGAGGAAUUUUCACCAAACAAGAGCAUGCCCAUCUUCUUGCUCUUGCUCUUACUUCAUUACGAUUAUUCAUUUUAUUUUAUUUUUUUGUCAUCUAUGUUCUUUUUAAUGAUUUUUUUCUAAAGAUUUUGUAAAGGAAAAAAAGCUACAUGAACAGAAAGGAUCUAUAUGAUAUAUAGAUACGUUUAAAAUUGUAGAUGGAUUUCACUGAAAGGCUACCCUUUAAAAGGGCAAAAUACACCGAAAACAAAGGUACAUCAUCACGCAAUGUGCUCUAUUAUUCUAUUUUAUUGUGGAAAUCAUUCAAAAGGAAUAUUGACUACCAGCUCAGAGGCUACAAGUAGAAAAAAAACAUGGAACUAUAAUUCCUGUGCCAUCAUUAAAAAGGCAGAGAAAAGGAGAUAAACCCCAUGAAAUGGAAACUUCCUCUUGACUGCCGUUAUUGCCAUGAAGGAAAAUAAAGACACUUCUAUCAUUUAGCUGUUUGAAACACCCAAAGCAAAUACAAAAAAAAAAAAAAAAAAAAAAAAUGUCUUCUCUCCUAAAUAGUAAUCUCGUUGACAGUGUGGACUUUGUAGUGAAGAUUUCCUCUGCUUCCAGUCACCAUGGGAAAAAGACCAUUUUGUUUUCUUUUUACAGACAUCAUAACCUGCCAAAUAGGACAUCGUUCUGUCCUACCUCAUAGCUCAUAGGUCCUUCUGUACAUAUCAGAUGCACUUGACAUCGUCAAUAUAGUCACCAAGUGCGUGGCUGUCUUCAUUCAGGCAAUGAUGGGGUUAAUAUGUGGGGUUGUUCAUAGUUCCCCCUAUUUUAAAUCAAAUGUUUGUUGUGGAAUUUAAUAAUUUACUACAUGACACAUCAUAUAUUGAUUCCCUUCAAAUAUGUAGAGAUAAAGGCUUUGGGUGUGUUUUUUUCUCAUUAUUAUUAUUAUUAAUUUACUUUUUACAUAGAAUGACCCUGAAUAAACAUAGGUUUUGAUUUUUUUUUUUUACACAGUUUCAUUUAUUGUAGGUUCAGAAUAGAAUUAAACUAUCAAACUAGGGGGUCCUUUUCAGUAUCACAUGGUGUUUUCCAUUGGGGCGGUACUGUGAACACGAGCGUAGUGUUAUAAUGGUUCCAGUGGCCAUGGCAUUACUAUUAUAAACUGGUACUGUUGCACACUUAGCAAGUGGCAGGAGAACAGGAGAGGACGAGACCUCCCUUUUAAAUGUGUUUUUUUUGACUCAUGCACAUCCCUAAAACAGUAGGUCUCCAAUGGUACUCAAGAUGUCUGCCUUGUUACCAACAUGAAGAGCAUUAAACAGUAAAAAAAAACAAAAAAAACAUGUAAAUAUCCAUGUAAGAAAUAUGUGUUGGAUUUUAGUGUACAGAAUUUUGUUGUUAAAAAUGAAUCAAGAGCUGUUUAAUCUGGGCCUUUUUUUUCUAUUAGAGAGAGAUGAUGGGGACUGUGGGAUUCAUCCUUUAGAAUGGUCAUAGUGAGCAGUGUGGCAGAUACUGAACAGACACGAAAACCAUAGCCACCUCCGGCUGUGCUACAUGAUGUGUGUGUGCGGUGUGUGUGUGUCCUGGCAUGGAGGUCACUUGUGGUUAACAGUGCUCAAUUACACUUUGUCUAGCUCAGCUCACCAGAGACUUCCUCCGCUUCAUAACCUCAGGGUUGACGUACAUCUUUAAUACAUUUAAAACCCCUCGGUACAGCGCAGCUAGUCACUUCGACCACACUUCAGUUCACAUAAGCUCCGUUGGCUGGUUCUCUGCUUCAGAGUGGCGUGAUGUGAACGGAUUAAUCCAGCACAGUACUCAUCUGGCGCCGAUUUUCUGACCACAGAUGCAUCAGUGCUGAUUCUGCUGUGCAUCUUCAUUUGUUCUCAUUACACAAAUUCUUCCAUAGGAAUGUCUGUUUAUCUCUAGUGGCAUCAUGUUGUAUACACACACACACACACACACACACACACAUACACAUGUAGAGUUAAAAUGGGCAUACACACACACACAUACACAUGUAGAGUUAAAAUGGGCAUCUAAUAUGUGUGUGUGUGUGUGUGUGUGUGUGUGUUAGAUGCCCAUUUUAGCUCCAGUAGGCAUAACUCUCAGGAUUAAUUCCCCAUGCUUCUUUGAUCAAUCCCAUUUUACUGUUUUCAUCAUUUCUUUUGUCUUUCUAGGUGGCUUUUUUUUCUCAAGAACAACUUAUUAUUUAUUUAAUAUGUGACUAUCAGGAUUUUGCCCUCAGCGGUUCCAUGAAUCAGCGUGACUAUUUAAUGGGCUGAUGGAUAGAGAAACAGAUUCUGAACUUUCUGAAAUUCUUCACUGAUGCCACACUUUUGCAAAACCCUUAACACCUGCUAAAGCACUCCAAUAAUUAAUGGCACCUCAGUCUUCCUCAAAAUAGCACCCAUUCUUUCUUUCUCUCAUCUCCGUUUGCAUACCAACUCCCGAUUUGCAUUUGAGGGAAGAGUGACUGCAUUAUGUUUGAAUUUCUGUUGCACAGUGAAAGCGAGAGGGAGAUGGUUAUCAGAUGACUGCUUGCUGUUGUAUUACAGUGGAAGUGCAAUGUGUUUACCUGCUGUAGUAUAAAUACCACUUCUGCAUCUGAAAAGUAAUGCAGCAUUUUUCAGCCCUGGUUUCUCUUCUUAAAUAAAUGCACUGCUUUCAAAAUGAAGUGAGACGACAUUUGAAGACUUUUCGAGAGUCACACUUUCAGGGGCUUAGAGUUUAUGUUCAUUUGCCUAGAAUUAAGCUGUUUGAAGAAAAUUAGGAAGACUCCCUGAAAAAAUAUAUAGGUGAACAUACGUAGAUGAGUAAGAGAAGGUCAUCUAAUAUUUCUCAUUAUUGGGCAACAAUAAAAAAGAACAAAAAUGUAAGCUUAGUAAUCAUGUUUGCAGACAUUUGAACUCAUUAGAAGCCUCAAAUUGACUUGUGUUUUUGGCAGACAUUUCUAUAGAUUUUUUUUUUCUACCUUUCUAAAAAAAAUAUAUAUUUUUUGAAAUUAACUCUCCUAAUUAAUUCAUUAAUUAAUAGUCUUCAAAAAAAGACAUGCGGAAAGUGUUACAUGUUUUUUUUUACAAGUAAAAGUUAAAUAUUAAAAGGGUUUUGUAAGGAUUAUUGUAAUAUUACUUGUUCAUUACAGUUAUUUAUUUAAAGAAAUAAAGUCUGCCAAGAGCUCAAGUCAAUUUAAAGCUUUAAAUGUCUAGAAAUAAGAUUUCCUAUUUAAAUGUGCUUUAUCAUAAUCUCCUAAAUGCAAAAGAUAUGAUCAUUUCUGUAUAUUUAAGACGUUUUCACUUGACAUCAGUGCAAAUGUCUCACAACAUGGUGAUGCCCUUUGUGGUAAUAAAUAUCACCACACAUCACUGAAGGAUUCUGAUAUCAUUACAUACAGGUUCGGGUUUUGUUUUUGUUUUGUUUUUCCUUUCUAGAAGAUUAUAGCAGGUUAUUAAGUAUAACUGUGUUAGACAGUGUGUAUGUACGUGUAUGUGGGUGUAAAGGUACACCUUAUGUGAGGCUUAAACCACUUUGUAACCACAAACUAAUUUGUGCUCUUUAAGCCAGACACUGUCCUCAGGCACAACGUGACAGCACUCUUCUCUAAUAUUUAGUCUUUUUACAUCAGAUGCUUCCAUUUUGUAACUUAUACAGUAUUGGCUCUGCUCUACAUUUUUCACAUCAUUUAAUUUUUCUUUUUUUUGCUAAACCCAUUAAUCAGCAGAAGUGUCCGUAACCCUGUAUUCUCUUUAAAAACUCUUUACAAACAAUCCUUAUGCUCUAAAAACAGACUCACUAUUUACCCACGCACAUUGAAUCCUAAUGGUACAGAUAUUUUUUUCCUCCCGGUGUGUUUUUACAGUAACUACUAGACUGAAGUUAGAUCUCAGCAGGAGUCCAACCGCUUCAUCCAUCUUUCUGUUUCAUAUUCUGUCCGUCCCUUGAUUUACCAGAAUGCUGUGUAAACUUCAAAGUCGUAAUAAAUAAGAUGUGAUUGUAAGUGUGAAAGAAUAUUAUGCAGAGCGAGUAAGCGACUCGUAUAGGCCGUUUCAUUGGAUUGUCUCACCGCAAAACCAUAACAUACCAACGGUGGAAUUUUUAGGUUAUUUGUCAUGUCACGCUAGUCAGGCUAAGAACUCAGAAGUUGAUCGACAAGAUAUCAUGUGCUCAACUGGAUGGUAUGUGUAUAAACACUCAACCUCCACAUGUCACUGAGCAGUGAUUAAAAUAACUAACAGAGUCAUUUAGGUGGUGACAGUUGUGCUGUGUAUACAUCUUAACCGCCAACAAUUCUCCUCUCUCACAACUGGCAAGUUUAAUCAUGACUGCUGUGACACUCCGCUCAGUUUAUAUGGCCUUUUGCUAAAAGCUGAGAGCGACAGCAAGCUGUGAACUGCAUAUGCUUUCGUUUUCUGUAGAACCAUUCACCAACUGUGUGCCAGUUGUAAAAUGGAACCGAAAGACCAUUUUGUCUCCGUGUUACAAUGAGCAGUGAAUGUAAACACAAGAUGUCCCUGGCUCCUUCUGGUGUGGCCCGCGUCCUCCAAAUAUGGUCCAAAGCGUUCAGGAGAGAAAAUGGCUCCUAAACGUGGAGCUGCUGCUCGUAGCAUAACUGUGCCCUCUGGUGUCUGGAUGGCAAUACUGCAGUAUGGCUGUGAUGGAGCUUCCCUGUGUCUCAGCUCUGAUUCUGCAUGCAGGACAGGGGACAAUUCUCCCUGUGACAGGCAGAGCGCUGUCCACCCUCACCACUGUGACACACAUGGGAGGUCCUGUUUUUGAUGUAUAAAAUGUACAUUUGACUGUAACCCUGUGAAUGAUGUAACAAUUUCAUUAUUUGUAAUAUUGUUAUCAGUUUAUUUUCUAAAAAUGCCAGAAAAAAGCCCAACUUGACUCUCCUCAUUAAACGUGAAAUGAGAUCUGUUAUAAA
Tachysurus vachellii is the source of this 8085-nucleotide messenger RNA. It is a transcript of the gene ephb2b, whose product is annotated as eph receptor B2b. Gene Ontology annotation, biological process: protein phosphorylation; axon guidance; cell surface receptor protein tyrosine kinase signaling pathway. Gene Ontology annotation, cellular component: neuron projection; plasma membrane. The record is from RefSeq and is a predicted model, not a curated record. Gene Ontology annotation, molecular function: protein binding; transmembrane-ephrin receptor activity; ATP binding. The transcript has 17 exons. Lineage: Eukaryota; Metazoa; Chordata; Actinopteri; Siluriformes; Bagridae. The coding region runs from base 24 to 3011 and encodes 995 amino acids.